AGGGGCACUGCAGUGGCGUAGGACGCUGUGAGGUCAUUACUUUUCACCCUACUGGGAGUUACACCAACAAAGAACACUGAUCCAUGUGUUAGUGUGAACAAAGUGUCUCACAAAACACAAUAAACACUUACAGGGAAGUGUGAUCAGCUUCUUUAGUGAUAAGAUUGUGAACAAUAAAGACAAACCUUAUGGAACAUAGUGUACCAGUGUGCGUAUUCCUAGACUAUGGAAGACAUGGACAUCCAAGGACACUUCAGUUUCUAUCAAGUCACCGAUACCUGUCGAGGGUGUAAAGAACACCAUAGCUCCCACUACAAGAGCAAGAUGAUGGGGAUAGUGAUGCUGCGGGAGGAGAAUCUGAAGGAAGAUUAUAACAUAAUGAAGGAGGAGAGAGACCACCUGGGACGCCAGCUCUUCUACGCUCACAACUUCCUCAAAAACUUCAACAGCAAGCUACGCGAACUCACCGAGAACUACGCUGCCAUCGCUCCUGUCAUUGAGAUGAAGAACCGCCUGGCGGAGGAGGUGCAGCGUCUACAGCAGCAACAUUCACAGCGUGAAGAGACCCACAGUAAGGAGUUGGAGAGCUUGCGUGAGGAGAUGACGGAGGUGAAGAGGGAAGCAGAGAAGAAAGUGGAAGAGGCGGUGCAGAAGGAGCAGGACAAAGCGAAGGCAGCAGCAGCAGCAGCGGCUGAGGCACUGAAAGAAAGGGAGGAACAGUUGGCCACUGUGAAACUUGACCUCGCAGAUGUGCGAGAGAAACAACUGCAGGUGCUGAGGGAACUACGUGUGAAGCACCACGACGAGAUGGAGAAGUUACGAGGUCGUCUGUCAAGGAUGCAGCAGUCUCUCUCCUCACGCGCUACCUCGGAUAUGGACCUUGUUGCUAACAAGCUGCAAGCUACGAGGGCCGAGUACCAGGAGCAGUUGCGGGAGCGCCAGGCACGAGUGACGCAGCUGGAGGAGGAGCUGCAGCAGGCACGGGACACCCUGCGGCACCACCAGCUGCUGAGUGUGGUAAGAGGCGUGGCUACAUCAGCGCCUGCUGCCACGCCCACGCCCACGCCCACGCCCGCUUCCUCACCACUACACAUUACAUUCUGUGCGGUAGAUGACAUAGCAGGUAAGAGUGAGGAAGGUGGGGAUUUAAACGGUGAAUGCAGUAGUGAGCACGGAGCAGGUGUGAGCUCUGGCAGAGCAGGUGUGAGUUCUAGUGAAGCAGGUGUGAGUUCUAGCGUGACCCGGAGACCGGCACACAACCGCACUAAGCCCGUGCCUCGGGCUCACAACACCUGCCCUCCAAUUAAAUCCAACACACUAACCAAGCUGGGAAACAAGCGCAAACUGUACUCUGGCAAGUCCUUCCUCCAGGAGGAACAAGACGAACUGCUGCAACCCUAGACGGAUUACCCUCAUAACGAUUGCAGACUCUUGGGGUAACAAACUGAACUUAAGAAUGACAAGAGUGAACCUAUGGGUGACAACCGGAACCUGUGUGGCAAAGGGUGAAGCACACUGCCCAGUGCAUGAAAUUUGUUAGACAUUCUAUUAAACUUAUUUAGCUAAACAAGUCAAAAUUUUUAUUUUGGAAACUUUUUAUACAAAAUUUCUUUUUUUAUAUUUUGAUCAUUUUUACUUUCCCAUUACAACAUUUUUUUUUUGUCUUGAAAAUGGCGUUUGCCACUAUUGAACACUAACCUCGAAUCAGAGCUGAUCAGUUAGAAAUUACUCAUUUUAGAAAUUACUCAUUUUUAUGUUACUUUGAUGAAUACUGUCUUCAGUUUUGAAGUAAUUUGCAAUAAAAUUAUCACUUUA
Messenger RNA from Cherax quadricarinatus, 1815 nucleotides. The record is from RefSeq and is a predicted model, not a curated record. Lineage: Eukaryota; Metazoa; Arthropoda; Malacostraca; Decapoda; Parastacidae.